Soboliphyme baturini is the source of this 612-nucleotide messenger RNA. NCBI's taxonomy places the organism in Eukaryota, Metazoa, Nematoda, Enoplea, Dioctophymatida, Soboliphymatidae. The record is from the annotation of a GenBank genome assembly.
AUGGCUGAAGGGGCACACCAUCAUACGCCAUACUUUGCCUCGCUUUUUUCCGGAGCUUGCGCUGGUCUCCUUGUCGAUAUAACUUUGUUUCCGUUGGAUACAGUCAAGACUCGGCUUCAGUCGGCAUCAGGCUUUCGGAAGUCCGGCGGCAUAACUCGACUGUAUUCAGGUAUCCCGUCGGUGGCAAUUGGCUCUGCCCCCAGCGCUGCGCUUUUCUUUAUUGCAUACAACGCUAGUAAAGAACUGUUGUCUACGAAGAUCUCUAACCCGAUGGUCGCUGAAAUGAUCGCCUCGUCGAUUGGCGAAACGAUCGCAUGUUUUGUUCGAGUACCAACAGAGGUGCUGAAGCAGCGCACGCAGGCCAGGCACAGUCGUAACGUUCGAAACGCGUUGCGCACCUUGCUGCAGGUCGACGGCGCCAGUGGACUCUACCGCGGCUUUGGAAUCACCCUUUGUCGCGAAAUCCCUUUUUCGGCUAUUCAGUUUCCGUUGUGGGAGCAGCUAAAACGAUGGUGGACUUGUUAUCAGGAUCGUCCAACUUCCAUUUGGCAAAGCGCCGCUUGCGGAUCCAUUGCCGGAGGGAUUGCUGCAGGUAUGACUCCAAUACUUUGA